CGUCAUCGUCGGCGCGUCAGACCAGUCCAUCCACGGCACGCUGCGCCUCUGCCGCGACGCAGCCACCGCCGGCGGCGACGCCGUAUUGCUCAUGGUCCCCAGCUUCUUCAAGUGGGCCAUGGAUGCGCCGACCAUUGAGAGGUUCUUCCUCGCCGUCGCGGACGGUAGCCCACUCCCCGUCGUCAUCUACAAUUACCCCGCUGCCGUGGCGGGCAUAGACCUCGACUCAGACGUCCUGAUCAGACUGGCCCGUCACCCAAACAUCGUCGGGACCAAGUUCACCUGCGGCAGCGUCGGGAAGCUCGCCCGCGUGGCGGAGGCGACAUCCCCCGUGUCGGAGGCCUUCGCCUCGGAGUCGAGCAGCGGCAGCCGCCCUGGGUACUUUGCGUUCUCGGGUGUGGCGGACUUCAUCGCCCCUGCGGUGGAGGUGGGCAGCAGCGGGGCGAUCGUGGGCGCGGCCAACGUGUUCCCCCGCGCGUGCGUCAACGUGUACAGGCUCGCCGUGCAGGGCCGCAGGGAGGAGGCCAUGAGGGCGCAGCUGCAGCUCGCUAGGGCGGACUGGGAGCUCACGAAGCGGGCGAUACCGGGAUUCAAGGCCAUACUUGAGGAGUGGUGCGGGUAUGGUGGGGUGCCAAGGGGGCCUAUGCCGGCGCUGGGUGAGGAGGCAAGGGCGCAGUUGUUUGGUGAUAUUAGGUGGAUGAUGGAGCUUGAGGAGGGGCUGGAGGAUUUUGGAGUUAAAGAUACUAAUUAGUCCGUAGUAGACGGG
Phialemonium atrogriseum is the source of this 766-nucleotide messenger RNA. RefSeq lists its product as uncharacterized. The record is from RefSeq and is a predicted model, not a curated record. The transcript has a single exon. Lineage: Eukaryota; Fungi; Ascomycota; Sordariomycetes; Cephalothecales; Cephalothecaceae. Gene Ontology annotation, molecular function: 4-hydroxy-tetrahydrodipicolinate synthase activity. The coding region runs from base 92 to 751 and encodes 219 amino acids.